Tachysurus vachellii is the source of this 814-nucleotide messenger RNA. RefSeq names its product RWD domain containing 3 (gene rwdd3). The record is from RefSeq and is a predicted model, not a curated record. Lineage: Eukaryota; Metazoa; Chordata; Actinopteri; Siluriformes; Bagridae. The coding region runs from base 29 to 799 and encodes 256 amino acids. Gene Ontology annotation, biological process: positive regulation of hypoxia-inducible factor-1alpha signaling pathway; positive regulation of protein sumoylation. Gene Ontology annotation, molecular function: protein binding. The transcript has 4 exons.
CAGAACGUGCAUUUGUUUACAUGCGACGAUGUCUGAAGAAGUGCUGGAUGAAAUGUCUGUGUUGUCUGCAAUUUACUGUGAAAAAGACGAAUUUCAGUUGAUUGAGGACUCUGCUCAAACAGGACUUGUGUACCGCAUCUGCACUGCGAUAGACACUGACAGCGGGAGAAAAACCCUGAACCUCACUUUCCAUCUCCCUCCCCUAUACCCUCAAACCCCUCCUGAUAUCAGCGUCACAUCCGGAGAUUUCUCAAGGAACCUUUGCCAGGAGCUGAAGAAUGUGAUGCUCAGGAAAGCUCACACGCUUCCACCUGAGCCCAUGGUCCACCAGCUGGUGACGUGGCUUCAGCACAAUAUCACCGACCUGAUUACGACCACAAACAGCCCAGGAGAUGAGACCAGUAAAGCACAGGACAUGUGGAUGGCGUUGCUGCAUUUAGAUCAUAUGCGGUCUAAAGCUAAAUAUAUCAAACUGAUUGAAAAGUGGACCUCAGAGCUGGGUUUGAUGGGGAGACUGUUUGUGGGAAGGCCGAUUUUAAUUUUGCUGCAAGGAACAAAGGAAAGCAUUAAGGAAUAUAUCCACCUUCAGAGGAAGGUGAAAGUCGAUGUGGACUCAUCAGGCAAGCGCUGCAAAGAGAAGAUGAUGAGGGUUUUAUGUGAAGUGCCCCUUACUGAGGAUUUUAAAAGGAUAUCAACGUUUGAGGUUAAAGAAGACUUGUCUUUAGAGGACCUGAGAAGGGAGUUUGAUUUGGUUGGAUCAAUGAAGCUUUACCAAGAAUUUCUUCCCACUUUACAAUAAAUGACUGAUAAUUUA